Molecule: messenger RNA, 4121 nt
Organism: Manis javanica (Malayan pangolin)
Lineage: Eukaryota; Metazoa; Chordata; Mammalia; Pholidota; Manidae
Gene: GP1BA
Product: glycoprotein Ib platelet subunit alpha
Biological process (GO): long-term memory
Cellular component (GO): plasma membrane
Molecular function (GO): protein binding
Source: RefSeq, a predicted model, not a curated record
GGAGAGAGAAGGACCGAGUCACACCCUGGAGGAAGCUCUGUGCCUGCGGAGGUCUUUCUACCUGCCUGUCCCCAUGCCGCUCCUCCUCCUGCUGCUCCUGCUGCCCAGCCCCUCGCAGCCACAGUCCGUCUGCGAGGUGUCCACGGUGGCCAACCAGGUGGAAGCGAACUGUGAAAAUCGGGGACUGAAGGCGCUGCCUCCAGGUCUGCCGGCAGACACAAACAUUCUCCACCUGGGUAAGAACCCCCUGGGCACCUUUUCCACGGCAUCCUUGGUGCCUCUGGCUCGCCUCACUCAGCUGCACCUGGGUGGAAGCCAGCUCACUGGCCUGCAGCCUGAUGCCUCACUAAAGCUGCUGGAGAACUUGGAUAUAUCCCACAAUGAGCUGAAAAGCCUGCCCUUGCUGGGACGGGCACUCCCGGCACUCAGCACCCUGGAUGCCUCCUUCAACAAGCUGGCCUCAUUGUCUCCUGGUGCCCUGAGCGGCCUGAGCCAGCUCCAAGAGCUCUACCUGCAUGGCAAUAACCUGAACACUCUGCCCCCCGGGCUCCUGGCACCCACGCCCCGGCUGAAAAAGCUCAAUCUAGCUGACAACAAACUGAAUGAGCUGCCCCCUGGACUUCUGGACGGGUUGGAGGAACUCGACACCCUCUUCCUACAAGGGAAUUGGCUGCGCACAAUCCCAAAGUACUUCUUUGGGGACCUCCUCCUGCCUUUUGCUUUUCUCCACAACAACCCCUGGGAAUGCAACUGCGAGAUCCUUUAUUUCAGUUUCUGGCUGCAGAACAAUGCCAACAAUGUCUACUUAUGGAAGGAAGGUAUGGAUGUCAAGGCCAUGACCCCUGAUGUGGGCAGCGUGCGAUGUGUCAAUAUGGGAAGCAUACCUGUAUGUGACUAUCUAGGGAAGGAAUGCCCCUCCUUCCGUGAUGCGGGUGGCAUAGACGAUUACGAUGACUAUGACGAGGAGGACCAUGAGGGUGACAAGGCGCCUUCUGCAAGGGCUGUGGUCAGCUUCUCUGCCAACACGAAAGCCCCCACUGCCCACUGGGGCCCACUUCACUCAGAAUUUACUGCUUCCCCAUACAGCCAGGUGCUCCCAACCCAAGAGUCCACCAAGACACAGAUCAUAUUCUCACCCAUCCCAGAGCCCACCACAACCCGGACCACCUCAGAGCCCACCACUCAAGAGCCCACCACAACCCGUACCACCCCAGAGCCCACUAACCAGACCACCCCAGAGCCCACCACAACCUGGACCACCCCAGAGCCCACCAACCAGACCACCCCAGAGCCCACCACAACCUGGACCACCCCAGAGCCCACCACCCCAACCACCCCAGAGCCCACCACCAUAGAGCCUACCAAUCAGAUCACCCCAGAGCCCACCACCCCAGAGCCCACCACCCCAACCACCCAAGAGCCCACCACCCGAGAGCCCACCACCCUAGAGCUCACCACCCCAACCACCCCAAGGCCCACUAACCAGACCACCCCAGAGCCCACCACAACCUGGAUCACCCCAGAGCCCACCACAACCCCAACCCACCUAGAAUCCAUCCCAAUCCUGACCAUGUCAGAACCAACGACAUUCUUAAAUACCACCCCAGAACCUGCAGCUCCAACUACCUCAGAAUCAACCAGAUUCUUAACUACCACAGAACCCACCCCAUUCCCUACUACCCUAGAAGCCACCACAGUGAUCAUCUCUAAAUUCGUCAGCCCCCUGAAGGUCCGUGGGCUGGUCCAAGAGGAUUUGGAUAGCUCCAGAAAUGAUGACCCUCUCCUCAACCCUGACUUUUGCUGCCUCCUCCCCCUCGGUUUCUACAUCUUGGGUGUCCUCUGGCUCCUGUUUGCCUCUGUGGUCCUUAUCCUGCUGCUGACCUGGGUCUGGCACGUGAAGCCACGGGCCCUGGAUUUUGGCCAGUCAGCUGCCCUGGCCACAGACACGCACAUCACACAUCUGGAGCUACAGAGGGGAAGGCAGGUGACCGUACCCCGGGCCUGGCUGCUUUUCCUUCAAGGGUCACUCCCCAUUUUCCGCUCUAGCCUCUUCCUGUGGGUGCGGUCUAAUGGCCGUGUGGGGCCUCUGGUGGCAGGACGGCGGCCCUCAGCCCUGAGUGUGGGUCGUGGUCAGGACCUGCUGGGUACAGUGGGCAUUAGGUACUCUGGCCACAGCCUCUGAUGGGGGUAUUUGGGGACCCUGAGAGGCUCUAACAGGCUUUCCUGCUGGGAUCCAGCUGGGAGUGUGUGGGUGGGUGGGUAAGGAGCACAGGGCCGGGGGGAGGUCUUAAUUACUUUCCCUUUAUCAGAGUGCCCUUUUCACACCACAGGCACACAACCUUGGCCCUAGCAAAUCCUGAAGGACUUGGCUGGGUCCUGGAAUAAAGCUUCCUAUGCUGGAUGGUGGGGCCCCCAGACUACUAGGUCAUUACCGUUGUUUUUGGGGAGUUUUCAGAAAAGGCAAGUAAGAACAGAACAUGGUUCCCGCAUGUGUGUACUGAGGAAAACUUGGAAAGGGAUUAUCAAAAUGUGAGCUCUGACUCUCUCUGGGUAGUAUGAAUAUAGGUGAUUUUAUUUUACUUUCCUCUUAUUAGCAACUUCCUAGUUUUCCACCAUCAUAUAUUAUUUGUAUAAUUAAAAAUUUCAAAAAGAACACUUCAUCUCUUUUGGAGGGGUAUGACUGGGGUAGCUGUCACUAGCGUUCUUAGGGCCUCAAGGGUCCCAUCCUAGUUGCACUCACCCAAAAAAGCUCCCGUCUUGGCCUGCACCUACCCUGCUUGGUGCACCUUCAACCAGGCCACCCCAAGCACCAGCUCCAGCUCCAGCACCGUGUUUCCCUGGGGCAGAACACUGCGGAGGCCUACCUGCCUGCAACCUACAGCACUGGGAGUGACAGCAGGUGUCUGACGCCCACACCUGUGGCCUCAGAAAUGCAGCUUCCCACUCUGUCCAGGUCAGUGAGAUGGGAAGAGUGUGGUCCUGCUGAUGUGUACCAUCCUGGUGGGUUGUAUUAAGUCUUGGGUUUUCUGUUGUCCAGCCAGGAUGCAGGCAAACAGAGCCCCCUUCUCUGCCCUGGUGCCAUAGAUUCUGCCAUUCCCCUUACCAUGGCGGGUGGGGCUUUAUCUCCUGCUGUGUCUGCAGCCCACACCUAGGCCUGGAGCUCAGAGAAUGGGAAUGAAAGCUGAGUCUUUCUGGCUCCAUGGAGACCCCUGCCUCCAUAUGGUGGGAGAUCUUAACAUGAAAACCUGACCCCCUCUCCUGCUUUGAGGUCUUCCCCAGAAAGAGGACACUCAGAACACUCAAGCUUGGCAAGCAACAACUUCUGUGCACUGACUGACCAACAGUCCAGCUUCAUAUCUCCUAACAGAUACUUCCCACCCUGGGCUCCAUCUACUGCAGACUGCAUAGGCUCUGGCUCCCAGCAUCCCUCUGAGCCUUUGCUCAGCCAGGAGUGCUGUGCUGUCUCUUCCUGGACCAGUCUAACUGGUCCUACACAGGUCUCUCCUCCCCCAGGCUAGGCCUGCUGCUCCAUGUUAUCCUGCAUCCGUCUGUUCCUACACUCUUUCCAAACUGCUUUGGUGUCAUCUUCCCCUCUGGACUUGAAACUCCUUAAGGACAAGGUUCAGGCUUCAAGUUUCUCUAAGUGGCCACUAUGGCCCAGGCCAGCAUGUGCAUGGAGGAGGCAAGAAGGCCCAGCAGGGAUGCCAGGCUGCCAAGCUCCACCUCUGCCAAGGGGAUAGCUCCCACCUGCUGCCUGCUCAUCUCCUGGCCCAUCUCGGGAGAAGCCUUUCCCCUUCGGGCCUCAAGUUGCCCAGCCCUCCUUUCAGUUGACCUUCCAGUGCCUCCUGACGUUUUAGGCUCCUGAGGACACUGCCUGGGAAUCACAGAUCUUCUUCUAAAGAAAGGCUGAGGCAGUCACUCUUCCCAGCCUAGGCCCACAUAAAGUCUCCAGCCAACACCCUCUCUUUUCUCAAGCUUCCAGGGUUUGGGACAUGUGUGUCCCACCCCCACCCCCACCAGGUCAGCCUUCCCUUCUAGAGACUCUUAUUCCCUUCUCUUUAGGCUGCAGAAGCAGUCACCAGACCCCAGAGGCCUUUUCUGAGGAUCACACAAAAUGAUUU